Messenger RNA from Cotesia congregata, 576 nucleotides. NCBI's taxonomy places the organism in Eukaryota, Metazoa, Arthropoda, Insecta, Hymenoptera, Braconidae. The record is from the annotation of a GenBank genome assembly.
UCUUUGAAGGUCUACUUGGACAAAAAGCUACGUGAUCUAGAUGAUUCAAUAAAACGCAAUCUAUUUAGUGAAAAAAAGAGCUUACAGUAUGAUUUGAAAAAAAAUUUUGACGAAUUAAAAAAUACAUUGUUGGCUAAUAAUCUACCUGGAACUCCUCAACUUAGCCUAUCUGAUGCGAAAAUGAAAUUAGAUGUGACAUUACCCUUUACAGAUUUAGAAGAUUUUAAGAAAUUUGAUGACGACGUAAAAGAGUCAAAUUCAAAAAAAGAAGCAUUGAUGGUACUUCUUCGUGUUUUAAUUUAUGGACAGACUACUGCUAGAGGAUGUAUAUGUAAAAUGGCAUCUGCUUUAUUGACUAAAAGUUUUGAAUCACACUAUUCAGGGACAGGAAAAAUAAUAAAAGGAGUUGGAAAACUCAACUUCAGUAGUACGGAAACUUAUAAAUGCAUGAGAGAUGUAGUUACCGAAAAAUUUGGUGAUUCUGGGGAAUGCAAAAAUUUUGCCGGAAAAGUUGGGAAAUGGCUAUCUGGUUAUAAUGACCGAGAGCAUGGGCGAAAAGAAAGAUCUCUCUCGGCA